Molecule: messenger RNA, 792 nt
Organism: Fibroporia radiculosa
Lineage: Eukaryota; Fungi; Basidiomycota; Agaricomycetes; Polyporales; Fibroporiaceae
Exons: 6
Coding region: 1-792 (263 amino acids)
Biological process (GO): protein folding in endoplasmic reticulum
Cellular component (GO): membrane; EMC complex
Source: RefSeq, a predicted model, not a curated record
AUGACAAGUUCUACGGUUUCUCUGUACCUGGACCCACAGAUACGUGAUUGGGUCCUCUUCCCAAUCACAGUCGUCAUGAUUCUAGUGGGCAUCCUGAGACACUAUAUCGUCCUCCUGCUUCAAUCACCACCGAAGAAACAGCCCCGUGCAGCCAUUCGCGAACAACGUGCUCUCAUACGUUCUCAAAUUCUCCGCACAACGUCUGCAAAUUCUCCCUUGCCGCAUCAUUUGUAUCACUCUAUUUCGCAGCAUCUUUCGCAGGCAUUUGCGGACGGAUCUUACUUGAGAGAUGGUCCUCCUAAGGGCGACUCACCAGCCGCUCCACCAAAUCCUUUGUCUGAUCCGAGUCAAAUGGAUGGCAUGAUGGCAGGAAUGAAGACCCAGAUGGUUAUGAUGGUCCCACAAAUGGUCAUCAUGGGGUGGAUAAACUUCUUCUUCCAAGGCUUUCUCCCCUUCCCGCUCACAUUAGGUUUCAAGUCGAUGCUGCAACGCGGUGUGGAGACUCCGGACAUGGACGUACGAUGGGUCUCGUCGCUUUCCUGGUAUUUCCUGAAUUUCUUUGGUUUGAACGGUCUCUAUCGUCUCAUCCUUGGAAACGAUAAUUCUGCUGAUUCAUCGCGUGACAUGACCACAUCAUUUGCUGUUGGUGCUACCCCACAAGCCCCGCAAGCACAAGACUUUAACAAGCUCUUCAACGCAGACCGAGAUAAUCUAGCAUUUGCAGAGGGCUUGUACAAUUGGGUGGGUAAAGAUAUAGAGGGCCGAAUUCUAAAGAAGUAUGGUCGACUAUAG